Molecule: messenger RNA, 1395 nt
Organism: Hibiscus syriacus
Lineage: Eukaryota; Viridiplantae; Streptophyta; Magnoliopsida; Malvales; Malvaceae
Exons: 3
Coding region: 1-1395 (464 amino acids)
Source: RefSeq, a predicted model, not a curated record
AUGAUCCAAAACAUCUUCUGGGGCAAUGCUUUAGAACCUGCCCUGAACAGAACAAUCCUGGUUCUUAUUCCUAAAUGCGAUAGGCUGGAAUCUCUCACAGAUUUUAGUCCUAUCAGUCUUUGCACUGUCCUGUAUAAGCUGAUCACAAAGUUAAUUGUCCGUCGAUUAAAGCCUAACGUUUUUAUCCUUAUUGACCAACAUCGAACCAGCUGUCUUGUGGGGCGCAACAUAACUGAAAAUAUCAUCAUAAACCAGGAAGCAAUUCAUUCUAUGAGAUUGUUCAAAAAUAAGAAUGAUUGGAUGGCUAUCAAGGUAGACCUCGAGAAAGCCUUCGAUAGAGUCAAAUGGAAUUUCAUCUCUGACUCCCUUAGCGAUGCGGGUCUCACUCCUAAUAUUAGACGUAUCAUAUUGAGUUGUAUCUCUUCUUCUAGCUUCCAAAUCCAAUGGAAUGGAAAGCUUUCGCAACAUUUUUUUUCAACUAGAGGUGUUAGACAGGGUGACCCCCUCUCACCCUACUUAUUUGUUUUGGCCAUGGAACGUCUGGGACUCGUCUCUCAUGCCGUCUCAACCGAUACUUGGCAGCCUUUUUGCUUCAGCCAUGGAGGGCAUCGACAAGUUGAAUCUUUAGGCAAAUAUUUGGUUGUGCCCAUUUCGCAUAGCCGAGCUAAGUGCUCAGAUUUCGGCUUUAUCAUUGACAAAAUUCGUAGUCGCCUUCAAGGAUGGGCAGCUAGAACCCUCUCAAUGGCGGGUCAUUCGACUCUGGCAAAGUCUGUCCUUUCAGCAAUCCCAGUUUAUUUAAUGCAAACCACCUUGUUGCCUAAGUCUGUUUGUAAUGAGAUCGUAAAAAUCCUCAGGCAAUUCAUAUGGGGUUCAACAACUGGAGCACCAAAGAUUUCUCUUAUCAACUGGGAAAACAUUUGCCAACCUAUGGAUCAUGGAGGUCUUGGGAUUCGGAGAAUCUCUUAUUUUAAUUUAGCCUUCAUUCUCAAAAUUGCUUUCUCCUUGGACAUUGAUACCUCUGCACUUUGGGUCCGCCUACUUCGCCAAAAAUACAAGAUUUAUGAAAUUUGCCCCGACUCUGUGUAUCGAACUACUUGUACCCCUCUGUGGAGGGCUAUUUCGACUACUUGGAAAGAUUUAAAAGCAAGUUUGGCAUGGUCUCUUGGAGAUCACCACUCAAUUCAGCCGCUUGAUCAUAUUUGGAUUCCAUCUUUGGGACCCUUACGCCCUCCUUUGGCUAAUUCAUCAGACCCCCUCGUGAUAUUUCCUUCUCGGACCUCAUGGAUAAUACUGGUAACUGGGAUCUACACAAACUCUGUCUAUUUCACUCCUGAUAGCAUUCCUCGUAUUCUUGGAAUCAAAUGCCCCGAUCGAAAUGAUGGUCCUGACAAGUAG